Pygocentrus nattereri (red-bellied piranha) is the source of this 2136-nucleotide messenger RNA. It is a transcript of the gene dhrs12, whose product is annotated as dehydrogenase/reductase (SDR family) member 12. The record is from RefSeq and is a predicted model, not a curated record. Bases 435 to 1391 code for a protein of 318 amino acids. The transcript has 10 exons. Lineage: Eukaryota; Metazoa; Chordata; Actinopteri; Characiformes; Serrasalmidae.
GGAAGACGACUUCGGCUUCGGUUAAAUAUAUCCGACCCAGCGGCGACAACUCGGUCUUUAGUAUUUUAAAUACGUCAAAUUUGCGCGUUACACUAACAUUUUAUUAUGUUAUGUCACAAACCAGGGCCAAAGUCUUUCUGAAACGUAACCUAAACCACCCUAACGCGCUAACUUUAGGUUAGCUAACUGCUAGCGCCAGUUACCAAACCACAGCAGUUUGUGUAACAUCAGCUGUGCCCCACUGCGCAUGUCCGCUGAUCUCCAAGUCAUACCCUCAGGGAUCAGGUAGUGGAUAUGAGGUAUAGAUCUGCACAAAAUGCAAACGAGGCGCAAGCUUCCAGUCAUUCUUAUGAAAGGCGUGAGUGUCACAUAACCGCUUAGUUUGGCUGUUUACAUAUCGCUACACAGCCGUAAACCUUCUAAAAAAACUAGAAAUGUCGUUGUACAGAAACGCAGUGUGGUUCCUGAAGGGUCUUCAAGAAUAUACAAAGAGCGGCUACGAAGCAGCAGCGAAACACUUUGCAUCUUCCGAUCUGGAGGUGAAUUUGAGUGGCAGGUCGUUUGUCAUCACAGGGGCCAACAGUGGCAUCGGGAAGUCCACCGCGAAGGAAAUAGCCAGAAGAGGUGGGACGGUGCACCUAGUAUGUCGGAAUAAAGGUCGAGCAGAGGAGGCUAGAAAAGACAUCGUGGAGCAGAGUGAAAAUGAGAACGUCCAUGUUCACGUUGUGGACAUGUCCAGUCCCAGACAGGUGUGGGAGUUUGCCAGUGCGUUCAGUCAGAGCCACAGUGUGCAUGUCCUGAUCAACAACGCAGGGUGUAUGGUGAAUCAGAGGGAGCUGACCGACGAAGGCCUGGAGAAAAACUUUGCCACCAACACGCUCGGAACGUUCAUCCUGACCACUGCACUGAUUCCUGCUUUGAAAAAGUCCCAGGACCCAAGAGUCGUCACUGUGUCUUCUGGAGGGAUGCUGGUUCAGAAGCUGGACGUAGAGGAUCUACAGUUUGAGAAGGGGUCUUUUGACGGCACCAUGGCUUACGCUCAGAACAAGAGGCAACAGGUGGUCAUGACGGAGCAGUGGGCGGCUCAACACAAAGAGAUCCACUUCUCGUCCAUGCACCCCGGCUGGGCCGACACGCCAGCGGUGCAGGCGUCCAUGCCAGAGUUCCACGCUAAGAUGAAAAAUAAGCUACGCACUGAGGCGCAGGGGGCGGAUACGGUGGUCUGGCUGGCCGUUUCGGAUGCUGCCGUCAGACAGCCCAGUGGCCUCUUCUUCCAAGACAGAAAGGCAGUGUCCACGCAUCUGCCCCUGGCCUCCUCCAGGUCCUCUCCCGCUGAGGAGGCGAAGCUCAUGAGCACACUGGAGCAGCUUGCGGAGAAGUUCAAACCAUGAGUUGUGAUGUAGAAAGUCAAGCUCUCUGUGGCCGCAGUACCUGAAGGCCAACCAGGACAUUUGAAGGUGGCGUCUGAAGAAAAAGCAGACGCAUCUGAAGAUUCUUCUACAGUGUAUCCAUCAUUCCAACACUUAAACUGUCUGGAUUCUCUGUUUUUAUUCUUGCCACAACACUAAGUCUAUGUGGAACUACUAAUUUCUUAACACACCAAGAUGCACUACCUGUCCAAAAGUUUGUAGACACCUUUCUUCUGAAAUCAAACAUACUAAUAGAGGGUUUUUCUAACUUUGCAGCAGCAACAGCCACUACUCUUCCAGAAAAGCUUUAUACUAGAUGUUUGAACAUUGCUGUGAGGAUUUGUUUGCAUUUAGUCAUAAUAGCAAAAUCGUUAGUGAGUUCAGGUACUUAUGCCCGGUGAUUAUUUCUGGAUCACUCCAGCUCAUCCCAAAGGUAGUUGGAUGGAGCUCCAUCAGUCCAGAGAACACAGUUCAACUGCUCCACAGCCCAGUGCUGGUGGGCUUUAUACCCCUCUGGCAGACACUUGGUAUUGGGCAUGGUGGCCUUAGGCUAAUGCAUGCUGUGGGUGUGCACUUGAACACCAGGUCUCCUCAGUGGGUGUAGCUCAGUACAACUGAAUUCACUCAGUAGAACGGCAGUCUGGAUACUUUUGGACAUACUUGUGAGCAAAUCGACAAAACAAGUCCUUGUUUACUCAUGAACAAAUUAAAAUAUUUAUACAUUUGA